Messenger RNA from Jaculus jaculus (lesser Egyptian jerboa), 3522 nucleotides. RefSeq names its product twinkle mtDNA helicase (gene Twnk). The transcript has 5 exons. NCBI's taxonomy places the organism in Eukaryota, Metazoa, Chordata, Mammalia, Rodentia, Dipodidae. Gene Ontology annotation, cellular component: mitochondrion. Gene Ontology annotation, molecular function: 5'-3' DNA helicase activity; single-stranded DNA binding; ATP binding. The coding region runs from base 531 to 2585 and encodes 684 amino acids. Gene Ontology annotation, biological process: mitochondrial DNA replication. The record is from RefSeq and is a predicted model, not a curated record.
GAGGCGACGCGGGGCCUGGGGCACCGAGGGCAUCUCGGCUGUGGUUACGGCGAGGACGCGGCUGUUCCUCGGCUCGGGGUCGGGCCUGGGGUCGGGGUGCUGCAGCCAUGUGGAGGGGCUCAGCGAAGGGAAGGAGCGGCGAAGGGCCCCUCUAGCUGGGACGCCGACGGGCAGAAUGCAGAUAGCGUGCAGAGGACGGUAGCGAUGAGGAUGGGGGCAGGAAGGGGGGAGGCGAGGAGAUGAUAAUACACUGUAGCCGUAACAGCUUGGGGGUCGCGUAGGUGAGGUGGCCGGGCAGAGACCCGAGAGGUAAGGCAGGCUUCAGAGAGGGACAUAGACGGACCAAGGGUCAUGUAAAUGGGCAGAGAUGUGAAGUUGCAAUAUGGAGGGGCUGAAGCGGGAAAAGUUUGAGGACAGAGAGAGCAGGUUACACUGAGCUCUGUGAAGUGCCCUGUGCAAGAUCCGGAGGUGUCUGGCCAUAGUGAAGUCACCGAAGGCAUUUCCAGUAGUGACUUCGCACUCCACGAGGAAUGUGGCUUCUCCUUCGAGGUGCAUGCCCCCUCCGGAUCUUGCUGCCACUGCGUGGCGAGUGGAUGGGUCGGAGGGGCCUGCCCAGAAGCAUGGCCCCAGGCCCUCCUCGCAGAAAGUACAGGAAGGAGGCUCUCCCAGCCCUGGAGGUGCCAGUGUUGCCUGUAACCACAACCGAAAUCCGCCAGUAUUUGCGGUCACAUGGAAUCCCCUUCCAGGAUGGCCACAGUUGUUUCCGAGCACCAAGCCCCUUUGUGGCGUCCCCUGAGGUCAAAGAUCAAAAGGGUCCUACCACGUCCUUCACUCUCUUCAUCGACAAGACCACAGGACGCUUUCUCUGUAUGACCAGCCUAGCAGAGGGGAGCUGGGAAGACUUCCAGGCCAGUGUGGAGGGACAAGGGGAUGGGGUCAAAGACGGCUUCCUGCUUAGUGAGGCACCAGAAGCUGAGGACAUUGAAAAGGUGCGGAGGAUCUGGGACCGAGCUAUACCUCUGUGGGAGUUACCUGACCCCAAGGAGGCCCAGCUGGCUCGAGUGAUGUUUGGCCUUACCAAAGUGACAGAUGACACACUCAGAAGGUUCAGCGUUCGGUAUCUUCGAUCUGCUCGAAGUCUGGUCUUCCCUUGGUAUACCCCUGGUGGUACUGGAUUACGUGGCCUGAAGCUAUUAGGGGCUGAAGGCCAGGGGGAUGGUGUGCACUAUGUGGAGACCACCAUUCCCCGGCCUGGUGCCUACCACAACCUGUUUGGAUUACCACUGAUCAGCCAUCGAGAUGCAGAGGUGGUCCUAACAAGUCGUGAGCUGGAUAGUAUGGCCUUGAGCCAGUCUACAGGCCUACCUACCCUUGCCCUACCCCGGGGAACAGUCUGCUUGCCUCCUGCCUUACUGCCUUACCUCGAACAGUUCCGAAGAGUUGUGUUCUGGCUAGGGGAUGACCUUAGAUCCUGGGAAGCUGCUAAACUGUUUGCCAGAAAACUUAACCCCAAGCGAUGCUCCUUGGUAAGGCCUGGAAAUGAGCAGCCCCGGCCCCUGGAGGCCCUGAACCGAGGUUUAAAUCUUUCACGUAUUCUUCGUACUGCCCUCCCUGCUUGGCACAAGUCUAUUGUGUCUUUCCGGCAGCUCCGUGAGGAGGUACUAGGAGAACUGUCAAAUGUGGAGCAAGCAGCUGGGGUCCAUUGGAGCCGCUUCCCAGACCUCAAUCGUCUGUUGAAGGGGCAUCGGAAAGGCGAGUUGACAGUCUUUACAGGGCCAACGGGCAGUGGAAAGACUACAUUUAUCAGUGAAUAUGCCCUGGAUUUGUGUACCCAGGGGGUGAACACACUGUGGGGUAGCUUUGAGAUCAGCAAUGUGAGAUUAGCCCGGGUCAUGCUGACCCAGUUUGCUGUGGCGCGGCUGGAAGAGCAACUUGACAAAUACGAAGAGUGGGCAGACCGCUUUGAGGACCUGCCCCUCUACUUCAUGACUUUCCACGGGCAACAGAGUAUCAGGUCUGUAAUAGACACAAUGCAACAUGCUGUGUACGUUUAUGAUGUUUGUCAUGUGGUCAUCGACAACUUGCAGUUCAUGAUGGGUCAUGAGCAGCUCUCCACAGACAGGAUUGCAGCUCAAGACUACAUUGUGGGGGCCUUUCGGAAGUUUGCAACAGACAACAGUUGCCAUGUGACCCUGGUUAUUCACCCCCGGAAGGAAGAUGAUGACAAGGAAUUGCAAACAGCAUCCAUUUUUGGCUCAGCCAAAGCAAGCCAAGAAGCAGACAACGUUCUGAUCCUGCAGGAUAGGAAGCUGGUGACCGGGCCAGGGAAACGGUAUCUGCAGGUAUCCAAGAACCGCUUUGAUGGUGAUGUUGGUGUCUUCCCACUAGAGUUCAACAAGAGCUCCCUCACCUUCUCCAUCCCACCAAAGACCAAAGCCCGCCUCAAGAAGAUCAAGGAUGAUAGUGGACUAGUGGCCAAAAAGUCCGCCUCCAGCAAAAAGGGGGCUAUGACUCAGAAUUCGGAGACUGGCUUAAGCCAGGACUUCAAUCCCAACCAGCCAGAUACCUCUAAGCCUUCAAGGUGAAGGUAGUGCAUUACUGCUCACUGAAACUUGCCUGAUCGAACAGGCUAGGCACAGACUCUUAAAUCUUCUGAAAGGGCUCCUCUUUCCUGUAGUACUGAGCUAAGGUGCCUUCAGCCUAGGGCUACGUUCCAUAGUGAGAAAAUUCAAGUUAGCAGCUAUUUGAGGAUGCUUUUAUGUGCUGGGUUUUGUUUGAGGUCCCAUAUCCACAGCACUAAAAGGUCAGAUAAGGUCUCUGUUUCCAUAGAACCUGCAUUUUGGUUAAAGAAACAAGACAAGCAGCCAGUAUGGUGGUGCACACCUUUAAUUCCAGCACUCGGUAGGCAGAGGUAGGAGGAUUGCUGUGAGUUCAGGCCACCCUGAGAGUCCAUAGUGAAUUCCAGAUCAGCCUGGGCUAGAGGAAGACCCUACUAUGAAAAACCAGAAAGAAAAAAACAAGAAGAAGAAAUGAGACAAGCAGUGAACAAAUAAGCAUAGUGACGAGUGCUAGAGUGCUCACAGACCAGUUUAGUUACACAGUCUAAAAUGUCUCUGGCGCAGAGCAUCUGCGAGCUGGAAGGAAUGGAUUGUGAUCAUCUGGACAAAGAGAUCCAGGCUGAGAAAAGUAGCAAGCUCUGAAGUGGGAAUGGAUGGGUUCCUUGAACUUGGAGGAGACAUCUUGCUGAAAUUUCAGCCUUUCAGACAUUAAGAGCUAAAUAAAGGGUAGAAUCAGACAUGAGGUGGCAUCUGGUAAAUCAGAUCCUAGGUGCUUAGUCCUGUAAUAUCAGGGUAUCAAAGAUGGGAGCUUUCUCUGGAUUACAUGGCCAGAGGACCAUGGAAAGAAGAUGUGAGCCCAGAGGGCUUGGCACUGGUUUCAUCGUGUUCUGUUUUAGAUGGACGGCUGGAGUUACGACUUUUUAUAGAGCCUUUUCCAGUUUUACUAAACAUGUCAUUGCCUUUG